Fomitiporia mediterranea MF3/22 is the source of this 1236-nucleotide messenger RNA. Its product is annotated as HAD IIID h. NCBI's taxonomy places the organism in Eukaryota, Fungi, Basidiomycota, Agaricomycetes, Hymenochaetales, Hymenochaetaceae. Gene Ontology annotation, biological process: protein dephosphorylation. The transcript has 13 exons. Gene Ontology annotation, molecular function: protein binding; protein serine/threonine phosphatase activity. The record is from RefSeq and is a predicted model, not a curated record. The coding region runs from base 130 to 1236 and encodes 368 amino acids. Gene Ontology annotation, cellular component: nucleus.
CCUCUUAUUGUCAUCCUAGGCGCACUCGCAGUAACGUGUAACGUGCAGACCCAUAUUCCAGCUACAUCUUGUAUAUACGACUAAAUCUGCUAUCUGGGUUUGAUCCAUCAACUGUGCAGUCUUCUUGCUAUGGCCACUCCGGAUGAUCAAGACGCCAAUAACGAUGCUACAGUUGCGGCAGAAGGAAGCGUGGAGGAUGUCCAGGUAGCAUCGGAUGAAUCUAGCGCCCCAGAAGUUUGGAUUAAACUCAAAUUUACCUGGUCUGGGAAGUCAUUUGAUCUCAACAUUGCGGAUACAGACAGGGUGUAUGAUCUCAAGUCACUGCUAUUCAGCAUGACGAACGUCCCACCAGACCGACAGAAAAUUCUCGGCCUCGUGAAAGGUAAACUCCCACCUGAGGAAGAAACUAUAGCAAAUUUGAAGCUCAGCUCUGGCAAGAAGUUUUCACUGGUCGGGACUCCGAUGGGGGACGAGUUGAAAGACCCUUCGCAACUAGAAGAGCUUCCGGACGUAUUCAACGAUCUUGAUGUCGACUUCUCGGAAAACCCGCAAGCGUCACGGGCAUACAUUGCCGAUAGGCGAAACCAACGAAAGAUCAAAGAAGCCACACGUAUGCUGCGCGACAACCUAACCUUGAUGCACCCUUUACGAGAAGGGAAGAAGCUACUUGUUUUGGAUAUCGACUAUACCAUUUUGGAUACUAAACCCCUGAUUGAAGGAUCAUUGCCACCAAUAGAAUGUGCAAGACCAAAGUUGCACGAAUUCCUUGAGGCAGUAUAUCCUCAUUAUGAUAUUUGUAUAUGGUCGCAGACUAGCUGGAUGUGGCUAGAAGCGAAACUUCACGAACUUGGAAUGAUUGGAUCGGACAGGAACAACUACAAGAUAAACUUCGUUCUCGACAAGACGUCGAUGUUCAAGGUCUUCUCAGUACGCAACGGACAGCAAUUCCCUCACCAUGUAAAACCUCUCAAGAUCAUCUGGAACCUCUUCCCUCAAUAUAACGCGUCAAACACAAUUCACGUUGACGAUCUCGGUCGGAACUUCGCUCUGAACCCAGGCGAAGGCCUCAAGAUCAGCGCUUUCAAAGAUGCACACACUCCUCGUGCCUUGGAAGACCGCGAGCUCGAGAAGUUAGCACGGUACAUGGUACACAUCGCAUCUGUGCCGGACUUAACGACUGUCAACCACAAGGACUGGAAAAAAGUCGCCAGAGCACUACUCUCCACAUCACCCUAA